GAACGUUUGUUUCAGUUCGCGUUUGGAAGUCACGCGGCUUUGAAGCAAUUUUUGUCCGAAUUAAUUCGCCGCGAAUUUAAUAAAAUUAAAUAAAAGUUUGUAUUGUUGUGUUGAUCGAAAUACAGAAUUCAGGGUUUACAAGAAACCCAACCGAACUGUUUUAUACAUUUUUAGGAGCUUUCCCAAAACUGUUGCAAUACAAAAUCACAAACGAUACACAAAAGGUGCUCUUUAGCUUAAGUGUGCUUGUUCGCUGCAUUUAAUCGUGACAUGCAAAUCGUUGGUGUGGCAAAUCGAAAUCUUAUUACGAAGAGACCAUCGUCGUCGUUUUUGUCGUCGCCAAUAUUACUGGGAGUGAAAAUUUAUUGAAAUUAAGUCGAUUUAGUUUUUUCGAAAAAGCUAAACGAGUCGCUUCGGAGUCUUAUUUAACAUCACAAAAACAACAAAAAAUGAGGAGGAGGUGAAGGCAAUACCAACUGCAGCAGUAUAUUAAUCAAGAUCGUGUUUAAGUGAUACCGCCACCACCGUGCGUCGUACUCGCUGCUGCCACUACCAAGUUACCUAUUCUGCGUACAAUAGUUUUCUUCGGAGACUGUGUAUAAUUUCUGGCUAACAACUAUAACAUAUGGGCUAAUAGAGCAUUGGUCCGGUUGUUGCACUUUUUUUUUAUUCUUUUUGCAUACUCACAUCUCCAGCGCAGUUUAUACUUGGUUAGUGUAAACACCUUCAAAACAAAUAUCACUGUUGCAAUAGAAAAAAAAAAAAAUAAUACUCCAUAACAGAAAACGUCAAUAGGCUUAGCUCGUAUCUUAAGUGGAAAAGCUUAGAGAAAAACGUAUUUGAAAAAAGUUGUAUGGGAACAUAAGUUUUGGUUUUUCUUUUUGUAUCUUUUGCUGCGCACUCACGUGAAUGUUGCAAUAUUGCGGCAGAGUCGUAUAGUGCGUAGAGUUUUGCCGUCAUCGUAGUUGUCGUGAGGUGGUCCUGUGUUUUGUUGUUGUGUUCAUUGAAAUUAAGUGCAUUCGAAUAGAUUUUCAGUUUCACUUUUUAGUUUUUGUAUUUAAUUUAUGUAAUUACUCGUUUGAGGAUUUUUGUAUGUACGUAGUAUACGCGAAUUGUAAUUAAUUUUUGUAUCUUUUUUUAUCGGUUGGAAUGAUUCAUUUUUUCCUGUUAUAAAGGGAGUGUUAAAACUAAGUAUUAUUGUUGUUAACAGUUUUAGGUUUUUGUGUUUUGUACCUAAGCGAAACAUUUGGGUUGCCUUAAGUGAGGAACAUUUUGUUUCACGACAACAUUUUGACAGAAGAAGUGAUUUUUAAAGAAGAGACGAGAUGUUACGAAGGAUUACAUUUUUGGUGGUGAUCAUAUUUGGAUAUUUGUUAAUAACAGAUUGCCGCGAGCAAGUACGUUCGAAACGUACAAAACGGCCACGUGCUCCAGAACCUGUUAAUUUCGAACCAGAACCACAACAAGAUUUGGAAAAUGAAGAUAGUGGAUCUCAAGAGAAGGAUGUACCAACGAUACCAACUAAUUUUCUUAGUCCUUCAGUCAGGGAGUAUUUGGAAUUAGGAAAAUCAAUACCUGGUCGGCCAGGAACGGAUUAUCCAAUCCUCUCGGCGAUACCCUAUACGAAUUUCUAUUGUGAUGAACAGGCGUAUCCGGGAUUUUUUGCCGAUAUGGAAACAAGAUGUCAAGGUUGGCACUACUGUGACAUAGAUGGACGACAGGCAAGCUUCCUCUGUCCCAAUGGAACACAAUUCUCGCAGGCGGUAUUUGUGUGUGAUUGGUGGUUCAAUGUACGCUGUGAUCUAUCGCCAAGGCUCUAUGCCAUCAAUGCCAGGCUCUAUCAGCGGCCAAAAGUGAAUCCAACACGGCCCCACCGAAUCAUCACGAAGCAACUGGUCGAUGAUAUUUUUAAUAAAUAAAUUAUAAAUAUAAAUUCAACAAAAUCCAAUAAACAAACAAAACAAAAACGAAGAAGAUUUAAGUGAGACUCACGAGUGCAUUAAAAAUGAAAUUGUAUAAAAUUUAAAAAAGAAAUAUGAAUUUUUCCUUUUUACUCAUAAUAAUAAAAUAAACAUUCAACACUUUAAAAAAAAAAACAGAUAAAAUAUAUUUAAAAAUUAAGAUAUCGAAAUUUUGUAUACUUUUGUUAAUAAUAAUUGAAAUAUGUUCUAUAAGAAAUAAAGAUGCUUUGACAUUCAAAGCAACUAUGUACUAUAUAAGUAAUGAAAAGGCAGAGACACACAUAUACAUACACACAUCGCUAUACACAUACAACACAUACAAUAACAGAAAACUAUAGAAAUUUUUAUUUUUUUUAUCGCGGUCAACUCUUCAAAAUUUUAACAUUUUUUUAAAAAUAUUUUUUUUCAAUUACAAAAUUUAAAUUUAAGAAAUAAAAAUAAAAAUCAUAUAAAUAUAUGAAAUUUAUUAAUAAAUAAUUAAGAAAAUAAUAGUUUUUAUGAGCUAAAAAAUAUCCUGUACCUAUAUUUUCAAUUUAAUAUAUUUAAGAGAAAUAAAUUAAUUCACUCCUAGAGAA
Eupeodes corollae is the source of this 2536-nucleotide messenger RNA. RefSeq lists its product as uncharacterized. Gene Ontology annotation, molecular function: chitin binding. The record is from RefSeq and is a predicted model, not a curated record. Gene Ontology annotation, cellular component: extracellular region. Lineage: Eukaryota; Metazoa; Arthropoda; Insecta; Diptera; Syrphidae. The transcript is spliced from 4 exons. The coding region runs from base 1326 to 1919 and encodes 197 amino acids.